Messenger RNA from Zophobas morio, 984 nucleotides. RefSeq names its product cell cycle checkpoint protein RAD1-like. The record is from RefSeq and is a predicted model, not a curated record. The coding region runs from base 108 to 896 and encodes 262 amino acids. Gene Ontology annotation, cellular component: nucleus; checkpoint clamp complex. Gene Ontology annotation, biological process: DNA damage checkpoint signaling; DNA repair. NCBI's taxonomy places the organism in Eukaryota, Metazoa, Arthropoda, Insecta, Coleoptera, Tenebrionidae. The transcript is spliced from 4 exons. Gene Ontology annotation, molecular function: 3'-5' exonuclease activity.
AAAAAAGAAUAGACAUAACCUCAAACUUGAUAGUGAUUUUAUUUUUAAUCCAACUGUCAAUGCUACCACCAGAAACAUAACCUCGAAAAUUUGAAUUCUCAUUCUCGAUGCUUUUUUCGGCUGAAAUUAGCGAUUUUCGCACUGUCCACAACGUCCUGCGUUCGAUUUCGCUCAAAGACUAUGUAAUUCUGCGCCCCACUGAAGAGGGGCUAAAGUUCACCCUUGAAGAAAUGAAGAGCGUGGAAAUCUCGGCCUACGUGCCUCGUAGCAUAUUCUCGCACUACCGGAUCGAGGAAAAUCAAGACAUUGUGUUUAAAAUAAGCAUGAAAGUGUUGACUGAGUGUUUAAACAUUUUUGGGGAUGACGGGAAUCCGAGCGUGAAGUUGUCCUACAAAAGUAUUGGAGAUCCGCUUUGUCUUAUAAUUAAACACAGCGAGGAAAAUAUUACAGUUGACUGUGAGAUUAAAACAAUGAAUGUGGAUGACAGCCCGGACGUGAGUUUGGCGGAAGAGUGUAACUUGAAUAAAGUCGUGGUUAACGCGAGUAUUUUAACUGAGGUUUUGCAAAGACUGGAUAAUGCAGCUGAGGAGCUCAGUAUUGAGAUAAAUCCAGAGCCGCCUCAUUUUAUUCUGACGACGACGGGGAUUGCUGGGGAGUCCAAGGUGAACAUUCCACGACAUUCAGACUCCAUCACCAUUUUUCAGUGUAAAGAAAAGUGUCUGUGGAAGUACGCCUUUUCCAAUGUACGACAGAUUUUAAAAGUUAUGAAUUACGCCAGCAAAGUUGCCAUUUUUACAGGGGAAACUGGCUUGUUAGGGCUGCAGCUGGUUAUUAAUUCUGACGACAAACAAAUGUAUGUUGAGUAUUACGUGACGUCUUUAUUUGCAGAAGAUUGAGUAUAUUUUUGAUUGAAAAAAAAGACUUUCGUACAUUUCAGAACUUUAUUAUAAUAGUUUUCCACAAAGAAUAAACAUGUGACGUUUA